This is a messenger RNA of Carya illinoinensis, 1739 nucleotides long. RefSeq names its product oxysterol-binding protein-related protein 3C-like. Gene Ontology annotation, molecular function: sterol binding. Gene Ontology annotation, cellular component: cytosol; membrane; intracellular membrane-bounded organelle. NCBI's taxonomy places the organism in Eukaryota, Viridiplantae, Streptophyta, Magnoliopsida, Fagales, Juglandaceae. The transcript has 10 exons. The coding region runs from base 282 to 1544 and encodes 420 amino acids. The record is from RefSeq and is a predicted model, not a curated record.
UUCUCUCAUCGUCGUUUCGUGACUUUCGUCUUCGAGUUUCUCAUAUUCGGAAAUUUCACACGCACGCACUCACUCUCUCUGUCAGAUCCUCCGUUGGCCUUUUCCGAUCUUCGAAUUAGGGUGGAGAGAGAUGGGUAGCCCUAAGAAGGACCAGAGUAAGGGAUUCUUCGCUUCCAUGAGCUCGGGCUUGUCCAUCUUCGGCAACGCCAUGCAUCGAUCCGUCAACGGGUUUCUUGGUUAUGAAGGGGUAGAAGUGAUAAAUCCAGAGGGUGGCAAAGAAGAUGCAGAGGAGGAAGCUCAGAGAGGAAGAUGGAAACCAGAGGUGUUCUUCCUUUCUUGUCUACUCCAACACUCUGUUCUCUCAUGAUAGAGUCAGCUACUGGAAAAUGAUGCAAACAUAUAUAGGCUCAGACAUCACAUCAAUGGUCACACUUCCUGUCCUUAUUUUUGAGCCUAUGACUAUGCUUCAGAAAAUGGCAGAGUUAAUGGAGUACUCCUACUUGUUGGAUCGGGCAGACGAAUGCGAGGAUCCUUUUAUGCGGUUGGUGUAUGCCUCAUCAUGGGCUAUCUCUGUCUACUAUGCCUACCAACGAACCUGGAAGCCUUUUAAUCCUAUUCUUGGAGAAACUUAUGAAUUGAGUAAUCACGGAGGGAUUACAUUUGUCGCAGAGCAGGUGAGUCACCAUCCUCCAAUGAGUGCUGGUCACGCUGAAAACGAGCAUUUUACUUAUGAUGUGACAUCAAAGCUAAAGACUAAAUUUUUAGGAAAUUCUCUUGAUGUUUACCCUGUUGGAAGAACACGUGUCACUCUUAAAAGGGAUGGUGUGGUCUUAGAUUUGGUGCCACCUCCUACAAAGGUUAAUAAUCUGAUUUUUGGCCGUACGUGGGUUGAUUCCCCAGGGGAGAUGAUUAUGACAAAUUUGACUACGGGAGACAAAGCUGUUCUAUACUUUCAGCCAUGUGGCUGGUUUGGAGCUGGUCGAUAUGAAGUGGAUGGGUACGUGUAUAAUGCUGCUGAGGAGCCAAAAGUAUUGAUGACUGGGAAAUGGAAUGAAUCAAUGAGUUAUCAACCGUGUGACAUGGAAGGGGAGCCUCUUACAGGCACAGAACUAAAAGAGGUUUGGCAUCUUGCUGAUGUUCCAGAGGAUGACAAAUUUCAAUACACGUAUUUUGCACAUAAGAUAAACAGCUUUGACACUGCUCCUAGGAAGUUGUUGGCAUCAGAUUCUCGGUUGCGGCCUGAUAGAUAUGCACUUGAGAGGGGUGAUCUAUCCAAAGCUGGAGCAGAAAAGAGCAGUUUGGAGGAGAGGCAGCGAGCUGAAAAGAGAAGCCGAGAGGCCAAGGGACAUCAGUUUGCACCAAGAUGGUUUGAUCUAACUGAUGAAGUUACAUCCACGCCAUGGGGUGAUUUGGAAGUCUACCAAUACAAUGGUAAAUACACGGAAAACCGGAGUGCUGUAGAUAGCUCAGAAAGCGUGGAUGAGGUUGAUGGUAGAUCAGUAGAGUUCAACCCAUGGCAAUAUGGUAAUUUGAGUACUGCAUAAUGAGUGACCUCUUGUUCUAUAUUUGGUUGAGGAAUUCUGCAGUUAGUUGAUGGAACAAUUUCUGGUGUGAGAUUGUAAUCCAUUAUUUCUUACUCAUUGAUCCUGGUAAAGUUCAGUUUCUGUUACAGGAAUAUGUAAUUAUUCGACCAUUUUAAGAAACCCUCCUUUUCCUAGUAAAUGAUUUGUUAGCUGUCA